UCUAACUAUAUUAAUAUCACAAUAUCUUCAACAUAUGCUCCAGACAUAUUUUUUUUUGUUUUUGUGCCCUUCACAGGAGCUCUGCUCUCAGUUAUUAAUGACGUAAAAGAUGACCAACUUAAUGCGGAAGAUAAUGUUCUAAAGCAGGUGAAAGGACUUCAUAAUAAAGCAUCUCUGAUAGCUCAGGAUGCAAUGCCAUUUCUUCAACAGUCAUCGCCAGAGUAUUAUCAGAAAUUCAAGAAACAAGUGUCUUAUCCUUGGUCAAACUUUAAACCUUUUACAAAUAAAAAGCUAUCUGCUGAACAAUACAAUAACGAGCCCCAGAAAAGAAGGAAUCUCAUAAACUUUAACGAGGAAACCAGUGACCAAUGCAUGACUGAGUUGACUGGUACUGCAAACGGGUCAGCCUCUGGUCAGCCUUGCCACAUAUCUGAUGAAUGUUGGGACUUAAUGUUGCCGGCAUCUGAGGGAGCACAGGGCUAUGCCUUGACUCACCAAGCUCUGUUUUUUCAGCUUGGAGAGAUUCAAGGUUGUACUCCAGUGUUUGUAAAACGUUUAGAACAAUCGAACAUCAAGGGUGGACUAGAAGAAGUGUACAAUCGUAUCUGUUCCAAUAUGUAUCCUGAAAUGACAGCAAUUGAGCAGAAGAGAACAUUAGAUCAGAGUUACUAUCAACGGGAUUUGUAUAUGGAACAAGCCAUGGUAUGUGGUUCCAUGGGUUAUGGUGAUUUUUUGUCAACUGAGCGGUUGAGAAAGAUUUUGAGUUGGCAGAGAAAUGAUGGCUGCUUUGGCGAGAAAAGGGAUGUUGUUCGUCAAGAUGAUAAUGAUGAUGAAACGGAGCAGUUUUUAGAAACCGAUACUGAUGACUUGGGAGCUCAACAGAGUGAGUUUAUUGACAAGUAUGAUACAGAUGGUACAGAAAAGAGAGGCAUUGAUUCUCCAUUUGGGAACAUCAAGAAAAGCCUUCAAUUUAAAUCUUCACAAAUAUUAAGGAAGCCACUGGGUAUGAGGACAAUGCGAUCACUGCUGUUGGAGAAGGAACUAGAUGAUGGGUGUAUGUCACAUGUCACUGGUGUGGCCACUGGCUUGCUGGGGGUGUACUUGCGCUGGUUGCUGUACUCUCAUGAUCAGUUGGUGAAAGACAGGGAAGCAAAGAAAUUAAUACAGAGCAAGGAAACAGGGAUGUUCAUCAAUGAUGAUUUGGUUGAUGUGCUUGCACUGAGAGAAAACCAAAUGCAGCAGUCUGCUCAUCUUGUGCAAAUGCGUAGAGCAGCAAUGUUGGAAAAAGGUGGAGUGUUCCUUGAGAAGAAAGUGGAUAGGAGUGGAAGUGAAGGUUCUGCUGCCUGGAGGGUGAUUGUCGUUGUAGGAAUUUUCCUUGUUUUAAUGGUAUCAGUAGUCAAGGUUUUUAGAUUAAAUUUAACGAAUAUGGUCAAAAUGUUGACUUAUCCAAAGAAGAGCUCGCAUGUUAUUUAGUAAUGCCAUAAUUUAUCAACUCUCAGUAGAAAGAUUUUUAUUAAUAUUGAGCACCAAGAAGUUUAGUCUUCCUUGCAGCUGUUUUAUUUGUCAUACAAUUCUUCUCCGCACAAGGAUUUUGUGAUGAUGCAAAUAAUUACAACAAAGGAGACUUCAUUGAUUUUGUAAUUAUAAAUAAAUACUUAAAUACUGUCCUCUUAAUUGAAAAGUUAAAUAACUGAAGAUAAUUUGAGAUAAAUUACAGGAAAUAAUGGUCUUGAAAGAGUAAUUUGAACAUAACGGCCAAAAUUGAAUUUCUGAUUUGUUUGAUCCAACGCAGACUUCCCUGUCAAACUGACUGAAUAGACUCCUGCAACAUAGUGUAAUCAAAUAUCAAAGAAAGUAUAAGUUUUGCAUGAAGUGGCAUCAAACUCUGUCUUUUAUUUUCCAGAUUUCAGUCUCAAAAUUGGUUUUCUAAAGAUGGACAUCUAAAUGGCAAAUUUCAGGCUGUACGUUCUUAAUCUGCUAGGUUCUUAUACAUGGGAUUUUACCUAUCCUAUAGCUUAAAUCUCAUUUUACCAUUAAGUAUCCAGGACUAUUACUUCUCGCCCCCCUGUACUAGUUCACUGCAGUUUUUCCCGUGAGGGCCGUCCCAGGGGUCAGAUACAUGACCACUUCAUCCCAUCAACUUUCCCAUUUUCUCCCAUAUUCUCCUGUUAUAAGUUCAAGUGUUCUCUGAAAUUUUUUGCAGUCUUGCAGUAGAAUACAGAUAUUCUGGAUGGCCCAGGGGAAUGAUAAUUUGUUUGAAAA
Molecule: messenger RNA, 2262 nt
Organism: Orbicella faveolata
Lineage: Eukaryota; Metazoa; Cnidaria; Anthozoa; Scleractinia; Merulinidae
Product: UPF0764 protein C16orf89 homolog
Source: RefSeq, a predicted model, not a curated record